AUGAAUGCGCUAGAUUGGAGAAUAGUUUGUGUCACGUAUAACGUGAACUGCAAGAAACCUGAAAAUGAUCAAAUCCAUCAACUUUUACAACACGAUGAUGCGAAAGAUGCUGUUAUUGUUGCGAUUGGAUUACAGGAACUUUCUCAUUUGGAGUUAUUUGGCACAAUACCGGCCGAAACGACAUGGUUAUCAUUUCUGACAUCGUGGAUGAGUGCUCAUGGAAAAUCACUUCUUUGUAAAGCAUCACUUGCUUGGAAUCUGUUACUCAUUUUCGCUCAGUUGGAAGUAUUUCCUUUAGUUAAUGAAAUCAACUCACGGCAGUCACGAUGUAGUUUAGGAGGUCUUACUGGUCAUAAAGGAAGCAUAUCGCUAAGGAUAAAGUUUAGGGGUGAAAAUUCAUUGGUUUUUAUUACGUCGCAUCUUUUACCAAAUGCAAGUAAUUAUGAAAAAAGGUGUUUGCAAUAUAAAAGUGGGAAAAUUUGUGCCUUUGACGAUAUAGCAAGGAGCACUGAUGAGAAUAAUAAUGUAAUAUGGCUAGGCGAUUUUAAUUGGAGAGUAGAUCAACUCACAUCUCAAGAAAUGAUUGUGAAGCUGGCUGAAUUAAAUUCUAACGAUUAUAUGGACAAACUGGUCAAUAAAUUUGAUCAGUUAAAAAGAGCUCAGAGAAACGGAGAGGCUUUCAUGGAUUACAAUGAGGAGAAAAUUCGCUUUGCUCCCACUUACCGCCUGAUGGUUGGCUCCUCUUGUUACGACCAAGAUCGUGUACCAUCAUGGUGCGAUCGCAUUCUUUUCAAAGGAAAAUCUCUACGUUGUGAGCGGUACGAAUCAAAUCGCAUGAUCACUUUAUCCGAUCAUUUUCCAGUUUAUGCGCAUUUUAUUCUAUCUGAACCAGUAUCACGACAGCCUUCUCAAUGGAAAGUUUGUUUCGAAAAAGUACCUCACUGGCACAAUAUCGUGCCAUUCACAUGUCGAUUUACAUAUUUGGAUGAUUUCUGGAGGAGUAACGGAUCAUAUCGUGACUGGGUCGCGGUUUAUUCAGCAGAUAUUCCUAAUUCUUUGCAGCCAUUGACCUGGUUAUAUGUGGUUUCUUGUUACAAUACGGUUAUAGCAAACAGAUCAGUUACCAUUGCCGAGUUUCCAUGUUUAAGUGCUGGACAUUAUCGUGUUGGCUAUUUUAGUGCAUACAAAAAUUGUCUGCAGGGUUUGUCUGAUAUUUUCGAAGUGAAAUUCAUUUAG
This is a messenger RNA of Cercopithifilaria johnstoni, 1236 nucleotides long. Lineage: Eukaryota; Metazoa; Nematoda; Chromadorea; Rhabditida; Onchocercidae. The record is from the annotation of a GenBank genome assembly.